AUGCAUUUCCAUUCCGCCUUCGCCUCUGUAGUGGCCCUCGUCCUCUUCGGGGCCAACACCAGCGCCGCGCCCGUCGCCGCGGAGGUGUGCUCGGCAAUUGACAACCGGUUCCCCGUCGUGACCUUCCAGUCGUGGAUCACCGACUGCGGCGACAAGGGAGGCCACACCAUGGGCAUGAGCCUAGUCUAUCCGUCCCUCACCGACAUCUGUCUUCCUCUGAACAGCAAUAUCCGCGGUCUGGAUCUGCUGGAGGUUACUGAGGGCUGCCGCAUUACGGCGUAUCGCAGCCCUGUCUGCGACGACUACCCCUACGACGGCACGACUAGGGAUACCGUCGGCUGUCUCUGGGCUGGAAACGAAGAGUUCCACUCGUACAAGUUGACUUGUGACAAGCUGCCGCUGCGUCAGGAUGCUUGA
Scedosporium apiospermum is the source of this 417-nucleotide messenger RNA. RefSeq lists its product as uncharacterized. The record is from RefSeq and is a predicted model, not a curated record. Lineage: Eukaryota; Fungi; Ascomycota; Sordariomycetes; Microascales; Microascaceae. The transcript has 2 exons. The coding region runs from base 1 to 417 and encodes 138 amino acids.